GCCAACCAUGUGCAACACUAAAAAAGAAGCGCAUCCGAAUUGCGGGGGAAAAGCAAUGAAUAUCCGUCAUGGCCUCCUAUCCAGUAGAGUUAAGGCCGAAGGAUCAAUGCCCGUCCAAUUACGAGAAGUAAGUCCCCCAUGUCAUGCAGGAUCGUCUGCCGUUCCAAAAUGCGGAGAGAGCUUUCCCGCAUUGGUCUUCGUAAACUCACGAUCCGCUUUUCAUUUACCUCUGCUUUACCUUUACUCUUCCUUUCCUUUCCGAAAUCCAAGAAGAGUAAGUUCACGUCUCUGGGGCCCCUGUCUACCCCUUCCUCUAGUUCAAGGGGGUGCAGCGUUACAGGCAGCAUAGUUCUCCAUGAGAAAGAGCUCGGGGCUCCACCCAUGGUUGUGAGCUGUUGGACCCUUCUUCCGGCCACUUUAAUGAUGGGUAAUGACCUCAAAAGGGCUACUAACCCACGGAUCGCUCUGAGGUGCAUUCCAGCCUUCACCUCUUUCACUAUUAAAUUAUUUGAACCGAGACCGGAUUAGUGACGUGGGGAUGUUGCACGAUUACUCUUCUUGACCGUCAUCUGAUUAUAUUUCUUUGAUCAAGG
Molecule: messenger RNA, 593 nt
Organism: Aspergillus alliaceus
Lineage: Eukaryota; Fungi; Ascomycota; Eurotiomycetes; Eurotiales; Aspergillaceae
Exons: 2
Coding region: 139-528 (129 amino acids)
Source: RefSeq, a predicted model, not a curated record